CAAUUUCUUCCCCCAUUAAUAAAACUCCGAUUUCUCCCAUUCAUAACUUUGCUCCAAACUUCCAGUUCGAUCAACGGCUCCAAUUAAUUCCCGAGUUGCAGGAGCUUAAUCUCGACCCUCCGUUCUCACCUGGUUAACUUCGUCAUAUGAGAGUCUGUUGGUAAUUGUUUGAGUUAGUGACUGCUUAUCAAUAGAAGCAUUCAGAAACACAAAAAUUAUCGUUCCCUGUGAUUUAUGGCUGAUAAUCAGUUGACUGUUCCAGAUUCUCUCAUACUCGAUCAGUCUCUAAUACUCGAUCAUUCUCUAGCUAUUGGACAAGAAUUCCCUGAUGUUGAAACUUGCCGAAGAGCAUUGAAGGAUGUUGCGAUAGCAUUGCAUUUUGAUCUUCGAAUAGUUAAGUCAGAUCGCAGCCGUUUUAUAGCAAAGUGCUCUAAGGAGGGCUGCCCUUGGCGUGUUCAUGUUGCAAAAUGUCAAAAUGUUCCUACCUUUUCAAUUAGAACACUGAACACAGAGCACACAUGUGAAGGAGUUCGUAAUCUUCAUCAUCAUCAAGCAUCAGUUGGUUGGGUUGCAAGAUCAGUAGAAUCUCGAGUGAAGGACAAUCCACAAUACAAGCCCAAGGAAAUUUUGCAAGAUAUUCGUGACCAACAUGGGGUUGCUGUAUCUUACAUGCAAGCGUGGCGUGGAAAGGAACGUAGUAUGGCUGCCCUUCAUGGAACAUUUGAAGAUGGAUAUCGUUUUCUUCCUGCAUACUGUGAACAAAUCAGGAAAACUAAUCCUGGAAGCAUUGCCACAGUUGUUGCAACAGGACCUGAAAAUUGCUUCCAAAGACUCUUUGUCUCUUAUCGGGCAUCGAUAUAUGGCUUUAUAAAUGCUUGUAGGCCACUCUUAGAACUGGACAAAGCACAUCUUAAAGGAAAAUACUUGGGGACAAUACUAUGUGCUGCAGCUAUUGAUGCAGAUGAUAAACUAUUUCCUGUAGCAUUUGCUAUUGUUGAUACAGAUAGUGAUGAAAAUUGGAUGUGGUUCAUGUCAGAGUUGCGGAAGCUUCUGGGAGUCAAUACUGAGAACAUGCCUAGGCUUACAAUAUUAUCUGAAAGACAAAGGGGCAUGGUUGAAGCAGUGGAGACACAUUUUCCAAGUGCUUACCAUGGUUUUUGUCUGCGAUUCAUCAGUGAAAAUUUCCGCGAUACAUUUAAGAAUUCAAAGUUGGUGAAUAUCUUCUGGAAUGCUGUGUAUGCUCUAACAGCAGUUGAAUUUGAAAGCAAGAUAUCUGAAAUGAUGGGGGUGAACCAAGAUGUUGGAACAUGGUUCCAACAGUAUCCGCCUCAACUUUGGGCAGUUGCAUAUUUUGAGGGAGUUAGGUAUGGACAUUUCACAUUAAGUAUCACAGAGUUGUUGUAUAACUGGGCUCUUGAAUGUCAUGAGCUUCCAAUAGUUCAAAUGAUGGAACAUAUUCGUCAGCAGUUAGUUACAUGGUUUGAUGAAAGGCGUGCUGUGGGCAUGAGAUUAGAUUCCAUUUUAGUGCCAUCUGCUGAGAAAAAGAUCUCAGAAGCAAUUGCAGAUGCCCAUUGUUAUCAAGUGCUUCGUGCAAACGAGGUUGAGUUUGAAAUUGUGUCAACUGAGCGUACAAACAUUGUGGAUAUAAGAGCUCGGGUUUGUUCAUGCCGACGCUGGCAACUUUAUGGUAUACCUUGUGCUCAUGCCGCUGCUGCUCUCAUCUCCUGUGGGCAAAAUGCUCAUAUGUUUGCUGAGCAUUGUUUUACAGUUGCAAGCUACAGGGAAGCUUAUUCUCAGAUAAUAAUGCCUAUUCCUGAUAAGAGUCAGUGGAACGAGCAAGGUGAGGGGAUGGCAGAAGGCGGAGGCGCCAAACUUGACAUUGUAAUUAGGCCGCCUAAAACUCGACGACCGCCUGGUAGGCCAAAGAAGAAGGUGUUGCGUGUAGAGAAUUUAAAACGGCCGAAAAGAGUAGUUCAGUGUGGCCGUUGCCAUAUGCUAGGGCAUUCUCAAAAGAAAUGCACAUUGCAACUUUGAUUUUAUAUUACUUUGUACAUCUUCCCAGAUUGUUGUAGAAUUGGUAGUACUGUUGUGUCCUUGAAUGACUGUCAACAGUUGUAAAGAUUUAAUUUGUGGAGCUUUCAACUUGACUUAAUGUCAGCUUUUUAUCAGAC
Molecule: messenger RNA, 2171 nt
Organism: Chenopodium quinoa (quinoa)
Lineage: Eukaryota; Viridiplantae; Streptophyta; Magnoliopsida; Caryophyllales; Amaranthaceae
Exons: 2
Coding region: 235-2034 (599 amino acids)
Molecular function (GO): zinc ion binding
Source: RefSeq, a predicted model, not a curated record